Messenger RNA from Neltuma alba, 2397 nucleotides. Its product is annotated as probable receptor-like protein kinase At5g61350. Gene Ontology annotation, biological process: protein autophosphorylation. NCBI's taxonomy places the organism in Eukaryota, Viridiplantae, Streptophyta, Magnoliopsida, Fabales, Fabaceae. Gene Ontology annotation, cellular component: plasmodesma; plasma membrane. Bases 1 to 2397 code for a protein of 798 amino acids. The record is from RefSeq and is a predicted model, not a curated record. The transcript has 3 exons. Gene Ontology annotation, molecular function: transmembrane receptor protein tyrosine kinase activity; ATP binding.
AUGGCCGGAGGGUUUAUAUCGGCGGUGGUAAUUCACGGCCAGUCUUCCCUUCAUCUUCUUUCCCUCUUCUGCUUCGUCGUCUUCCUCCUCCUCAUUUCCCUUUCCAAUGCUGCUUCAAUCACUAGCCUGUUCUCGCCCCCUGUUAAUUAUCUGAUUGAUUGUGGCUCCUCGAAGCAGACCCUUCUCCAAGAUGGAAGAACCUUCAGGUCUGAUCGUGAUUCCACUUCUCUUCUCUCCUCCGACGAGGACAUCCAAACUUCAGUUGAUUCCAUCAAUAUAAAUGCUUCCUCCUCGGUUCCUCCUACCUCGCUCCCUUUAUUCAAUAGUGCCAGGAUUUUUACGGAUAAAUCCACAUACACUUUCUAUAUCUCCAAGAUGGGUCGACUUUGGGUUCGCCUUUACUUCUUCCCACUUCCUCAUCCUUCUUAUAAUCUCACCCAGGCGGUUUUCUCCGUCCAAACUGAUCGAAUCGUUCUCUUGCAUGACUUCUCUGUCAAAGAUAAUACCUCUUUUGUGUUCAAAGAGUACCUCCUUAAUGUCUCCGACACCAGAUUCUCCUUAAAGUUGAUCCCCCAGAAAAAGUCUCUCGCUUUCAUCAACGGUAUCGAGGUUGUCUCCGCCCCUGACCCUCUUAUCCCUGAUGCGGCUACUUUAGUUUCCUCGCAAGGAGAUUUCCAUGGGAUUUUUAACCAUGCUCUUCAGAAUGUCUCUGUUUCGACAAAACUGAUCAAGUACCCAGAAACAGGUGAGGUGACUCCACUGAUCGCCCCUAGCUCUGUAUAUUCUUCAGCUAUGGAAAUGAAAGAUCCCAAAGUAAACCAAGGCAAUUUCAACCUCUCUUGGAGAAUGAACGUAGACCAGAGUUUCUCCUACUUGAUAAGAUUGCACUUCUGCGACAUUGUAAGCCAAAACCUUAGCCAAUUAUACUUCAAUGUGUACAUAAACGAGAUGAUAGGUGUUGCAAAUUUAGAUCUUUCCUCUGAAACCAAAGCUCUAGCCACUGCUUUUUACCAGGACUUCGUACUUAAUUCUUCUGCUAUUACAAAUGGAUCUAUUUUGGGGUCCGAGCUCACGCACAAUGGUUCUGAAAGUGGCUGCCGUUAUUGGGUUAGGAUUCUCUGUGACUGCGAUGUUUCUUGUUGCCGUGAUCUGUUUCCGAUGGAGACGAGGCCUCGUGGAUGGGAAGCUAGAGAUAGCUUCUCGUCAUGGCUUCUUCCUAUUCAAUCCACCCAUCCUGGAAGUUUAUGUUCUGCUUCAAGCAAAAGCAGCUCUAGAAGGUCAAGCAUAUUUGGUUCCCGCAAGAGCAAAAGCGGCUACUCUGGUUAUUUAACACCAACCGGGAUCGGACGUUUCUUUGCUUUCGAUGAACUCCAAAAAGCCACAAAUAACUUUGAAGAAAAAGCAGUGAUUGGCGUCGGAGGAUUCGGAAAAGUCUAUCUUGGGACAUUAGAAGAUGGGACAAAGGUUGCCAUAAAACGAGGAAACCCAAGUUCAGAACAAGGCAUAAAUGAGUUCAGGACAGAGAUAGAAAUGCUCUCUAAACUCCGACACCGACAUUUAGUUUCCUUAAUGGGAUUCUGUGAUGAAAACUCAGAGAUGAUUCUCGUCUACGAAUACAUGGCCAACGGCCCUUUUCGUUCUCAUCUCUACGGCUCCAACCUACCUCCAUUAUCAUGGAAACAAAGGCUUGAAAUCUGCAUAGGUUCCGCUCGUGGCCUUCACUAUCUCCAUACAGGCGCAGCACAAAGCAUCAUUCACCGAGACGUAAAAACCACAAACAUUCUCUUAGACGAAAACUUCAUAGCUAAAGUUGCAGACUUUGGGUUAUCCAAGGCAAACCCAGAGAGAACCCAUGUGAGUACAGCAGUGAAGGGUAGUUUUGGAUACCUCGAUCCUCAAUACUUCAGAAGCCAGCAAUUAACUGAGAAAUCCGAUGUUUAUUCUUUCGGGGUUGUGCUCAUGGAAGCACUAUGUGCGAGGCCAGUGCUUGACCCGACACUUCCAAGGGAACAAGUGAAUUUAGCGGAUUGGGCAUUACAGCAACAUCGGAGAGGUAUGCUCUAUAGAAUCAUCGAUCCUCGUAUUGCCGAAACCAUUGCCUCUGGGUCGUUGAACAAGUUCGUUGAAGCCGCGGAGAAGUGUCUGGAGGAUAAUGGGGCGGAUAGGCCUACCAUGGGGGAUGUGUUGUGGAACCUGGAGUAUGCUUUGCAGCUUCAAGAAGUUGUUUCGAGGAUCGAUACAAAAGAAGAUACAACAGCGAGUUCGAUUGCGUUACAACAGCCUAAUGAGAGUGGCGAGAAAGGAGAUCAUUCUGGUACUCAGGCAACUGAAGAAUCUGAUGUGACCGAUGUUGAUUCUAUGUUGUUCUCUCAGAUUGCUCACUUCGAAGGAAGGUGA